This is a messenger RNA of Didymodactylos carnosus, 1117 nucleotides long. NCBI's taxonomy places the organism in Eukaryota, Metazoa, Rotifera, Eurotatoria, Philodinida, Philodinidae. The record is from the annotation of a GenBank genome assembly.
AGUCUGUAUCUAUCAAGGAAGUUGAGUUAUUGCAAAAACAAAAAGGGUCUUAAACUUUUGUGGAGCACUUUUACUGGUACCGGUACCGGUACUGGUGCAUACCUACUGGCAAGUGAUCUGUUCAGUCUCGUAUGAAAGACUAAAGAAUAGUAAACAUUCUAAUAUUUCAUUUCUACUUAGAAAACUGGAGAGUGACACUUUAACUCAAUCUUUCUGUUCGAAGUGAAAAAUUUAGUGUUUCCAGACUCACCACACAAGUUCUGUGUCGCUCGAAAACCCAUAGAUGCGACAGUUGUCAAAGUUCACAUUGAUAUUUUCUAUUUUGACAAUAUUACUGCAACCACUGGAAAAUUUUUAGCUUUCAGUUACAUAUUCGCCGUAUCCAUUCUUUUUUGUCUUUUUAGAGUCAAUGAUAACAACGAAUGAAUUCACUCUACCGUUUGAAAAAUUUAGCAAACUUUCUUUUGACACGGGUAGUAGUAAUUCGUAUGAAUAUGAUGUUGAGAAGAACAAUAAAUGUACCUAUUAUUCAAUCUUAAAUUUAAAACAAGUAAAUUCAUUGUCUAAUAAUCAUACGAAAAGGUUGAUCAUAAAUCGAAACAUACAAGAAACAUUACCAUCUAAUUCUAGAAUGUCAUCAAAUGAUGAUGUUUGUGUUAUGAAUGAUAAAACAAUGCCUGCUCUCUAUGCAUCAUCAAUAAAUUCCGCAUUAUCUGUACCCGAAUAUUGUCAAUCAUCUGCAACACAAAUAACCAAACAAAAUAAGACUAAUCAAACCAUAUCAACACUCGAUCCUUCAUCAUUACCACCACUUCCCGUUUCUUCCUCAUCCUCGAGAUAUCAUCAACGUUCAAAGUUAACAAAAUCAUCAUCAUUUUCGUCAGUUCUUCCAACAGGAUCAUUAAAUCGGCAUUCUAUAAAUGAGAAUGGUGUACGAUAUCAUUAUCAUCAGCAACAACAACAACAACAACAACAACAACAACAACAGAAAAACGUAAACGAUGGUUUUAAAAAUAAUAAAUUACAAUAUUCUAAAUAUGAUGGUAACGUAACAAAUGAUGAUUCAAUUCAAAUGAGAGUUGUUCACAUUAACGGAGAAUUUGUCGUAAGAAUUUAA